AGCGCACACUCUAUCAAUGAAUGCGCGGAAGACACCGAACAUCCAUUAGCGCGCGAGACACUAUUAGCGCAGCAAAGCUGCACGAGGACUUCUAUGUGUCUUUUUGAACAGUGACACAUGUAAAAAGUUUUACAGGACUUUUAACGAGGCGAAUAUCAGAACUUUUCAAGAACAUCACUCUUUAAGGCUAAAGUCGCAUACUGGGACACAAUGCAUUGUCAAGCAGAGUUGAGACUCGCGAGCACUGCGCAGCUGAAAGCAGCCCGAAGACGAUAUAAGACGUUCAUGAUCGACGAGAUCCUCUCCAAGGAAACUUGUGAUUACUUCGAGAAACUUUCUCUUUACUCGGUUUGUCCCUCUUUAAUCGUCAGACCAAAACCUCUGCAUUCAUGCUCGGGCUCUGGCCCUCUGAGAACAUACCCGCUCCUCUCUGUGAUCACACACCAACCUCCCAGCAGCCUACAACAGCUCUCUCAGGUCUCUCCUCAAGGCCGGAUCCCUCACCUGCCCCUUCUUUCCCCCCAGCACCCGCUCUGCUCAGAACCCACACCCAGCGAGACACCCGUCAGCAUCAGUAGUGAAUCAGAGAUAGAGCACUCAGCCCUUCGGCUCAAGAAGCCCCGCCGCAGUCGUACCAUCUUUACCGAGCUGCAGCUUUUGGGCCUGGAGAAAAAAUUCCAAAAACAGAAAUAUCUGUCAACUCCAGACAGACUGGACCUGGCUCAGACUUUGGGACUUACACAACUCCAGGUGAAGACAUGGUACCAGAACAGACGAAUGAAAUGGAAGAAAAUGGUGUUAAAAGGAGGACAUGAGGCUCCCACCAAGCCCAAAGGCAGGCCUAAGAAGAACUCUAUCCCGACCACAGAGGAGAUUGAGGCAGAGGAACGGCUUGCGGCGAAGCAGGGAGAGGAGGAGAGGCUACAAGCAGAAGCCCAGGCUGAAAUGCAUCUUCAGUCGCAUGGGGAGGUCUUUCAAUCUCAGCCUCAAGAUCUGAGCACAUCUGCUAUGUCUACUGAGUCCAUCUGUCCCUCUGAUCCAGAGAAUUCUGCUUGGAAACAAGCCCCUGCAUCUCCAUCAGAAGCAAUGGCAACCAGCUAAACACAGCCAUGCUAAUGCACAACCAAAGACAGCUACUGAAAGACUUUUUGAUAACUGAUGCUCUCUGAACUGGAGCUGUUGAAAGGCCUCCAAAACAUAUUGUUUGAGUUAAAUACAAUAGCUUCAAGAAGUAUUUGGAUAUUUAAGCCACACCUAAAAAUCUACAAAUGUCAUUGCAUUAAAUAACAAAAUAUCAAAACCAAUCCAAUAGGCUUUUAUAAUUAUGAAAGGUAGCCCACUUUUCAUGCAAUCAUUUUACAAAAGGAAAUUUGCUAGGUUUUAAAUUAUGAAAAAAAAAAAAAAAAAAAAAAAAAUAAUAAUAAUAAAAUAAAAUAAAAUAGAUAUACUGUUUAGUUUCUUUCUAGUUGUCAUACUUAAGGUGCAGUCACACUCGGCUUUAACUAAAUGUCACAGAUUGACCUCUCUUGGCUCAAUACAAAGAAUACAAACUCCAAAGCAGCAUGGUUUGCAGUGUCCUAAGUAAUGUUGCAUGCUCAAAGCGCAGUGUGACCUCACCUUUGGUGGACCAUGUCUAUAGUUAAUGUGAUUAUGCACCUGUGGUUACUCUGUUAGGACACCUGUGUGAACUUGUGGGGAACUGAUUUCAUACUUUAUCUUCUAAAAUCAUUCCUAGUUAGUUCUGAGAAUAGGUCUUGCAUUAUUUGUUUGCAGAUACCACUUGUUUUGAUAUUUAGUUUUUCUAAUGCAAAAACAUUCAUACAUUUUUAAGUGUGGCUUAAGUGUCCAAAGACUUUUCACUGGCCACUGUAUAUAGCAAUGCAGUGAUCAAUCAGUUUCUGUCAUACACCUGCCUUUCUAUAAUGUAGUCAGUAUUUUAUGAAUAUGUAUAGUAUGGUUUUUAACACCGUUGAUACUCUAUGCUGCCAGAUACUCUAACAUAAAACUGAAUCACACAGACCCACGUCUCACACUAGUAUGGCAUGUUCUAUAUUGAUAAAUGGUGUUUAUUUUUUCCUGGAUAAGUUGCUCUCCUUCUCUGUAAAUAUUACCUUUUUAAAUGCCCCUAUAGUUUACAGUGCACCUGUGUACUGUAGCUUGGGAUUCUGUGCCAAAACACAUAAAUCUAAGAAGCUAAAUUUCCCUUUGGGAAUUUUGUACUUUUUUUUUUUUUUUUUUACAUCUAUGAAGCUACUGCCAUUAAACGUUAAUGGGACAGGUUAGCAUGAAUACCAGUGUAAACACGUACAUAGUUCUGGCAUUUACAUGAGAACAUGUGGCACUUAAAUUUUUUUUUUUAAAAAAAGCAGGAUUGUCCAGUUUGGGUAAAGAUUAACUUGACAUCUUAAUAGACAAAGAAUCUGUCAACGGAGUAUCGCAAAAGAAAAUAAAUUUUAAGAAACAUUAA
This is a messenger RNA of Myxocyprinus asiaticus (Chinese sucker), 2467 nucleotides long. RefSeq names its product BARX homeobox 2 (gene barx2). The record is from RefSeq and is a predicted model, not a curated record. NCBI's taxonomy places the organism in Eukaryota, Metazoa, Chordata, Actinopteri, Cypriniformes, Catostomidae. Gene Ontology annotation, biological process: regulation of DNA-templated transcription. The transcript is spliced from 4 exons. The coding region runs from base 211 to 1101 and encodes 296 amino acids. Gene Ontology annotation, molecular function: DNA binding; DNA-binding transcription factor activity, RNA polymerase II-specific.